CACCCUAGUGUGCAUUUGGCUCAGUGUUUCUGCCUGACGUGAUCAUGACGACAACGUUAGUUCUCUUCGGCUUCCUCCUGGCCUUGGCGCAGUUCCAGCUCGCCGAACUGACGAAACGUGGACGCCACCAUUCUGGGGAAAAACCAGUUCAUAAAACUACGACUAAAGCUAAAAGUACACCUACACCUAAACCUGUGCAUAAUAAGGAUUGUAAACCAACUGAUGCAUGCACUUGUAACGGCGGCUAUUGCAUCGAAAAUAGGAAGAAAGGAGACUGCGACGGACUCCUCUUUCCAAAUGAAUGUAAAACGCCCUUAUGUUCCUGCUGUGUAAAAGUAACUACAGUGAAACUGGAUGAAUGCGCAGCAGGGAACGACACCUGCCCGUGCCAACUCAGAAUGCCAGGAUAAAGAAAUAGGCUACGAAUGCGCUUGCAAUGCAGGCUUUGAGCAAUGUGGAG
Messenger RNA from Macrobrachium nipponense, 460 nucleotides. RefSeq lists its product as uncharacterized. Bases 45 to 410 code for a protein of 121 amino acids. Lineage: Eukaryota; Metazoa; Arthropoda; Malacostraca; Decapoda; Palaemonidae. The record is from RefSeq and is a predicted model, not a curated record. The transcript is spliced from 4 exons.